CAUACCUACAUUUUUCUUUUUUUCUAACUAAUAAUAAAUCACCAUUCUUUCUUUUGGCGAAUUCCUUCCUAAUUACAGUUUUUCUCCUUCAUUCAAUUCUCACAAUCAGGUAGAAUAAAUUUCAAGUUGCUGUUGUUUGAAGAGCAAAUAUUUUUGCAAGUCUAUGCUUCACAUCUGAAAAUGAUAUUUCAGGAAGCUUGUGUUUAAUGGAAAGCUCACCCCACACUACUGAUAAGAAAACUUUGAAGAGGUGGUUUUUUAUUGAUAAAACUGUUGGAUAAAGAGUGAUCAGAUCAUAUCUUUUUUUUCGUAUAGCUAUUUAAUCACAUGGAUUUGAAGCCAAAAAGUGGUUCUCCUGUUCUUGCUGAUACUGCUCCAAUAAACAAAUCUAGAUUAGGAAUCCAGUCCAAUAUGUUUCCUUGCUCACAAUCCGGACCUUCAUUUUCCUCGAGCAUUAAAUCAGGUCCAAGAAAGAAGCCUGGUAAGCUUGAUGAUGUACGUUCAAACGGUUGGCUUGAUGCCAUGCAGUCUUCUUCACCUCCUCGUAAGAAGAUUGUUAAAGAUUUUGGUGUUGAACUUGCGGCUGAUGACAGUGAUAUAGUUUAUAACUCUUGGAUGCUUAAGUACCCAUCAGCUCUGAACUCUUUUGAUCACAUCAUAAACCGUGCAAACGAUAAAAAGGUAGUGAUCUUCUUAGAUUAUGAUGGGACACUCUCACCAAUUGUAGAUGACCCUGAUCGUGCUUUUAUGUCUGCCGAUAUGCAUUCUGCUGUGAAAGGUGUUGCAGAGUAUUUUCCAACAGCAAUAAUUAGUGGAAGAAGCCGUGAUAAGGUUCGCGAGUUAGUAGGACUAGCAGAACUAUAUUAUGCAGGUAGUCAUGGUAUGGACAUCAUGUUUCCUGCUGAGGACACAUCGUCUAUUGACCAGUCGAGUUAUAUUAGAUCUACUGACAAGCAGGGUAAGGAAGUGAACUUGUUCCAGCCUGCUAGAGAGUUUUUACCGAUGAUUGAUGAGGUCUUUAAAAUCCUUGUCGAGGUUACUAAAGAUAUUCCAGGCACAAAAGUGGAAAACCACAAAUUUUGUACCUCUGUGCAUUACCGUAAUGUAGAUGAGAAGAGUUGGCUUAUGGUUGCACAACGCGUUCAUGAUGUCUUGAAAGAGUAUCCUAAAUUGCGACUAACACAUGGACGGAAGGUUUUAGAGGUUCGUCCUGUCAUUGAUUGGGAUAAAGGAAGGGCUGUUGAGUUUCUUCUUGAAUCACUUGGGCUAAGUAACAGUGAUGAUGUGCUUCCGAUUUAUAUAGGCGAUGACAGAACAGAUGAAGAUGCAUUCAAGGUUUUGAGAGAAGGAAACCGUGGAUUUGGAAUUCUUGUGUCGUCUGUGCCCAAAGAAAGCAAAGCCUAUCUAUCUUUAAGAGACACUUUGGAGGUGGCUGAGUUUCUCAAGAGCCUGGUGAAAUGGAAGCACCAUGGGGAUACAAAACCAUCAGAUGAUAUGAGUACAGAUAUCUGUGUUAAAAUUUAGUGUGUGGUGAAUAAAUGGUGGUCUGUGGGAACUGCAGGCAUAUCUAGCAAAGAAUGCAUCCCUUUUUGUUUUUUGUUCAAGUGUUAGUUCCUUAGAGUCAUCAAGGCAACUCGGAAUAUUCUGUGUUUGUUUCAUUGUUUGGUUCAUAUAUCUUUAUUUCUAUUCUUAUUUUGGAGCUUU
Molecule: messenger RNA, 1704 nt
Organism: Erigeron canadensis
Lineage: Eukaryota; Viridiplantae; Streptophyta; Magnoliopsida; Asterales; Asteraceae
Product: probable trehalose-phosphate phosphatase F
Exons: 12
Coding region: 328-1524 (398 amino acids)
Biological process (GO): trehalose biosynthetic process
Molecular function (GO): trehalose-phosphatase activity
Source: RefSeq, a predicted model, not a curated record